Molecule: messenger RNA, 3120 nt
Organism: Setaria italica (foxtail millet)
Lineage: Eukaryota; Viridiplantae; Streptophyta; Magnoliopsida; Poales; Poaceae
Product: heat shock 70 kDa protein 17
Exons: 14
Coding region: 141-2813 (890 amino acids)
Biological process (GO): endoplasmic reticulum unfolded protein response; cellular response to hypoxia; negative regulation of hypoxia-induced intrinsic apoptotic signaling pathway
Cellular component (GO): endoplasmic reticulum chaperone complex
Molecular function (GO): ATP-dependent protein folding chaperone; ATP binding
Source: RefSeq, a predicted model, not a curated record
UCGAGAUCGUUCUCCCCUCCUCCUCCGCUCCCCUGCCCCCCGCGUGCUCCUCCAGCCACUCCGCACUCCAGAUCUCCGAACCCUAACCCCUCCCGCAUGCCAUUGCACUGAGCAGUAGCCGGUAGCGGUAGCCACACGCCAUGGCGCAGCCGCGCACCUGGGGGAUCCUCCUCGCCGUCCUCGUCGCCGCGGCCGUCGCCGUCCCGCCGGCGACCGCGGCGGUGGCGAGCAUCGACCUGGGCUCCGAGUGGGUCAAGGUCGCGGCCGUGCACCUCGCCCCUGGCCGCGUGCCGAUCGCCGUCGCCAUCAACGAGAUGUCCAAGCGCAAGUCCCCGGCCCUCGCCGCGCUCGCCGACGGCAACCGCCUCGCGGGCGAGGAGGCCGCCGGAAUCACGGCUCGCCACCCGUCCAAGGUGUUCGCCCGCGCGCGGGACCUCCUCGCCAAGCCCUUCCCCUACGUGAAGACCUUCGCGGAGUCCCUCUUCCUCCCCUACGACCUCGUCCCCGACACGCGCGGCGCCGCCGCGGUCCGCGGCGACGACGGGCAGGUGUACUCCGUCGAGGAGAUCGUCGCGAUGGUGCUCCACUACGCCGCGGGGCUUGCCGAUGCGCACGUCGGGGCGCCGGUGCGGGACGCGGUGGUCGCCGUGCCACCCUACUUCGGGCAGGCCGAGCGCCGGGCGCUGACACAGGCCGCACAGCUGGCUGGAAUCAAUGUGCUCGCUCUCAUCAAUGAGCACGCUGGGGCAGCGCUUCAGUACGGGAUUGACAAGGACUUCUCCAACGCGUCGCGGCAUGUCAUCUUUUACGAUAUGGGCGCCGGUAGCACCUACGCCGCGCUGGUGUACUAUUCGGCCUACAACGCCAAGGAGUACGGGAAGACGGUGUCCGUUAACCAGUUCCAGGUUAAGGAUGUUAGAUGGAACUCCAAACUUGGAGGCGUUGAAAUGGAAAUGCGCCUGGUGAACUAUUUUGCCGAUCAAUUCAAUAAGCAGCUCGGUAACGGAGUUGAUAUCCGUCAGUCUCCCAAGGCAAUGGCUAAGUUGAAGAAGCAAGUUAAGCGCACCAAAGAAAUUCUUAGUGCAAACACUGCUGCUCCGAUUUCAGUUGAAUCUUUGUAUGACGAUGUCGAUUUCAGGAGCACCAUAACACGUGAGAAAUUUGAAGAGCUUUGUGAAGAUUUAUGGGAGCAAGCUCUAACUCCAGUUAAAGAAGUGCUCGCACAUUCUGACAUGAAGAUUGAUGAUAUCUAUGCUGUAGAACUCAUAGGAGGUGCUACCCGGGUUCCGAAAUUGCAGGCUAAGCUGCAGGAGUUUCUAGGUCGGCGCGAACUGGAUAAGCAUCUUGAUGCUGAUGAAGCAAUCGUUCUGGGCGCCUCACUGCAUGCUGCUAACCUGAGUGACGGGAUUAAGUUAAACCGUAAAUUGGGGAUGAUUGACGGCUCUACAUAUGCUUUCAUGCUUGAAAUAGAUGGCCCCGAUUAUGUCAAGGAUGGAAGCAUCGAUCAAAUUCUGGUGCCAAGGAUGAAGAAAAUGCCAAUAAAGAUGUUUAGGUCCAUCAGACAUACCAAGGACUUUGAUGUCUCUCUUAACUAUGACAAAGCUUACGAACUGCCUCCAGGCAUUCCAUCACAUAAGUUCGCGGAGUAUUCAGUAUCAGGCUUGACAGAUGCCAGCGAAAAGUAUUCAAGCCGUAAUUUAUCGGCACCCAUCAAAGCAAAUAUACAUUUUUCUCUGAGUAGAAGCGGAAUUGUUUCUCUUGAUAGAGCAGAAGCAGUGAUUGAGAUAACUGAAUGGGUGGAGGUUCCAAAGAAGAUUGUGACACUAGAGAGUAACAUCACAAAUCAGAAUUCAUCUUCUGAAGCAGGGGCAGCUAAUAGUACAACAGAUAGUAAGGAGGAUCUGAAUUCUGAUAGUGAUACUAAUUCCACUGCUCCCAUUGAUGAGAGUAAUGCUAAAGAAGCUAUUACAGAGAGGGUGCUCAAGAAAAGAACAUUUAGGGUCCCACUGAAGGUUGUGGAAAAAACGACCGGUGCUGGAACAAUUCUUUCGAAGGAGUUGUAUUCUGAAGCAAAAAGUAGGUUGGAGGCACUUGAUAAGAAGGAUGCUGAGCGGAGGAAGACUGCUGAACUAAAAAAUAACCUAGAGUCAUACAUAUACUCUAUGAAGGAAAAGCUGGAAGAAAGCACAGAUAUGUUGACUGUCUCAACUGAACAGGAGAGGGAAUCCUUUACAGAGAAACUUAACGAGGUGCAGGAUUGGUUAUACAUGGAUGGUGAAGAUGCUCAAGCAAAUGAAUUCAAAGAACGCCUUGAUCAACUUAAGGCCAUCGGUGACCCGAUUCUUUUCAGAUUGAGUGAAUUGAAAGCCCGACCAGCAGCCUGCGAAAAUGCCAGAUUGUAUCUUUCUGAGCUGCAAAAGAUUGUCAAGAACUGGGAGACAAACAAACCAUGGCUUCCAAAAAAAAGAGUAGAUGAGGUUGUAAGUGAUGCGGAGAAAGUAAGAGAUUGGUUGGAGGAGAAGGAAACCCUGCAGAAAAGCACCCCUGCUCACAGUCCACCUGCUUUCACAUCUGAAGAAGUUGUUGACAAAAUUCUGGACCUACAAGAUAAGGUUGCGAGUAUUAAUAGAAUUCCGAAACCAAAACCCAAGAUUGAAAAGAAACCUGCAAAAGAGGAAGAGCCUGCUAAUAAGGAGAAAACUGCCAAUGAGAAUGAAUCUACUGGAACAUCUCAGGAAUCUAAAGCGACGGAAGGUGAGCCAGCAUCACCCGAGACUGGUUAUUCGGAACCUGGAUCUCACGACGAGUUGUGAGUACGUGAAUCAACUAUGGAGCGCCGUAGAACAGGUUGGAAAUAUGCAUAUACUCAAAGAAGGCAGUCUGAGUCUAAAUUUUGGUUGCUCAAAUUUUCUCAAGUUUUGUUCGGUGACCAAAAGACGAGGCUAUGUAGGAUUUUAAUGAACACUAGAUGUUGAUCUAUAGUUUCUGAUCGCUGUAUAGCAGCUCUCUGGUGAUGUACGUUAGGCACCUCAAAGGUGCAGUUCAGGACCAAGAAUUGCAUUGCUGUACUGAACUCAUUUGAUUUUUUAUAUGAGGAAUGCUACACAAAUUUUACGUCAA